Papaver somniferum (opium poppy) is the source of this 2917-nucleotide messenger RNA. Its product is annotated as peptidyl serine alpha-galactosyltransferase-like. The transcript is spliced from 8 exons. Gene Ontology annotation, molecular function: glycosyltransferase activity. The record is from RefSeq and is a predicted model, not a curated record. The coding region runs from base 138 to 2636 and encodes 832 amino acids. Lineage: Eukaryota; Viridiplantae; Streptophyta; Magnoliopsida; Ranunculales; Papaveraceae.
CCUUUCUGGGGAAACACUGUCAAGACCAACACUUUAAAAAAUUCCAAUACUCUCCAAACCAAAAUUAAACCUUCACAUAUGAAAUUCAGAUCCUUAGCACAAAACCCGUGUCUAAUGUCUUCAUGAAUUUGGUCUAAAUGGAGAAAUUUGUGAUUUUUUCGUUUCUAAUUUGUAUAAUUAGUAAUGGGUUUUGCGAGGAGUUAAAUCAAACAGCUGCUCCAUGGAGAAUUCAUACUUUGUUUUCUGUUGAAUGUCAAGAUUAUUUUGAUUGGCAAACAGUAGGUCUCGUUCAUAGUUAUAAGAAAGCUAAACAACCAGGACCAAUUACUAGACUUUUAAGUUGUACAGAUGAAGAGAAGAAGAAGUAUAAAGGAAUGAACUUGGCACCUACUUUUGAGGUUCCUUCUAUGAGCAGACACCCUAAAACCAAGGAUUGGUAUCCUGCAAUUAACAAGCCAGCUGGAAUUGUGCACUGGCUUAAGUAUAGUAAAGAUGCACAGAAUGUGGAUUGGGUUGUAAUUUUGGAUGCAGACCAGAUUAUAAGAGGUCCAAUUGUUCCCUGGGAACUUGGUGCAGAGAAGGGGAAGCCUGUUGCUGCAUAUUACGGAUACUUGGUUGGGUGUGAUAAUCUUCUUGCCCAGUUGCACACGAAGCACCCAGAACUCUGUGACAAGGUUGGUGGCCUCUUAGCUAUGCAUAUUGAUGACCUUAAAGCAUUGGCUCCUAAGUGGUUAUCAAAAACAGAGGAAGUACGAGAGGACCGUGCACACUGGUCAACCAACUUAACUGGUGAUAUUUAUGGCAAGGGUUGGAUCAGCGAGAUGUAUGGAUAUUCAUUCGGUGCAGCAGAAGUGGGGCUUAGACACAAGAUUAGUGAUGAUUUAAUGAUCUAUCCGGGUUAUGUACCACGUGCUGGAGUUGAGCCUAUACUUUUUCAUUAUGGCUUGCCAUUUACAGUUGGAAAUUGGUCUUUCAGCAAACUAGAUCAUCAUGAGGAUGCAAUUGUUUAUGACUGCAACCGUCUUUUUCCUGAGCCUCCUUAUCCUAGAGAGGUUCAAGUGUUGGAAGCUGAACCAAAUAAAAGGCGCGGCCUAUUUUUGAGCAUAGAAUGCAUUAACAUUUUAAAUGAGGGUCUUGUGAUACACCACGCAUCACGUGGGUGCUCUAAGCCAAACUGGUCAAAGUAUUUGAGCUUUUUAAAAAGCAAGACUUUUGCUAAUCUUACUCGGCCAAGAUAUUUAACUCAUGGCAAUCCACGAAUUGAGAAAGCUGAGGUACAGCAGUAUGCAUUUGACAACCCUGGGAAGCCAUACCCAAAGAUUCAUACAGUUUUCUCCACCGAAUGUACCACAUAUUUUGACUGGCAAACUGUAGGCUUUAUGCACAGCUUCCGUUUGAGUGGGCAGCCUGGAGAUGUCACACGGCUUCUCAGUUGUACGGAUGAAGAUUUGAAGCAAUAUGCUGGUCAUGACCUAGCUCCUACUCAUAAUGUUCCAUCUAUGAGCAGACAUCCUUUGACAGGCGAUUGGUACCCAGCAAUCAAUAAACCAGCUGCUGUCCUUCAUUGGCUUAAUCACGCAAAGAUCGAUGCUGAAUACAUAGUUAUUUUAGAUGCUGACAUGAUAAUGAGAGGCCCAAUUACACCAUGGGAGUUCAAUGCUGCACGUGGUCAUCCAGUGUCAACCCCUUAUGACUACCUUAUUGGCUGCCACAAUGAGCUUGCAAAGCUUCAUACUAGCCAUCCUGAUGCUUGUGACAAGGUUGGCGGUGUAAUUAUCAUGCACAUAGAUGAUCUACGUAAAUUUGCUCUUUUAUGGCUGCACAAAACAGAGGAGGUACGAGCUGACAAAGCUCACUAUUCAAAAAAUAUUACUGGGGAUAUUUAUGAGUCUGGGUGGAUCAGCGAGAUGUAUGGUUACUCCUUUGGGGCUGCAGAGUUGAAUUUGAGGCACGUGAUAAAUGAUAAAAUAUUGAUAUAUCCGGGUUAUGUUCCUAAGCCUGGUGUCAACUACAGGGUGUUCCAUUAUGGAUUGCAAUUCACUGUUGGAAAUUGGAGUUUUGAUAAGGCUAAUUGGAGGAAUGUUGAUAUGGUGAACACAUGCUGGGCCAAGUUUCCUGACCCACCAAAUGCUUCAACACUGGAUUUUACUGAUACAAACAUCAUAAGCCGUGAUCAGCUAAGCAUAGAAUGUGGCAGGACACUAAAUGAAGCUCUUCGUUUGCAUCACAUAAGAAGGAACUGUUUGGACCCGACAAGAAAAGCUCCGCAGACAAAGCAAGAGAUUAUUAAAGAAGUUACAUAUUCACGUAGAAUCGGCAGAAUAGAUGAAAGAAGAGAUGUGGUAACAGAUGAUACACCACCACAGGACACUAGGACCAGGGAAUCAACUCAUCCUAAUAUAACAGAUCCCAUAUUUAGUUCUUUCAGGUUUUGGAUUGUGGUUCUAUGGGCAUUUUCAGUGAUGGGUUUCUUAAUAAUCGUGUCAAUGGUACUUUCUGGGCGGAAAGGAGAAGGACCAAGGGGUAAGGGUAGUCACCAUAGAAACAAGAGAAGAGCUUCUUACUCUGCCUUCCCAGACACUACAGGUAGGCAUGAUAAACAUCCUUACAAUAAUGCUUCUGAUAUGCUCUUGUAAUUGUAGAAAAAUCCAAAAGAAAAUUCUAGUAACAGAGUAGACGAAAAUAGUCAGCCUCUUAAAUGUGUGUGGCUGGGAUUGCCUUAAACUUUUAGAAGUUCGUUGGGUGAAGAGCAGAAGAGAACAGACAAAGAUUUACCUAUGACAUCGCUUUUAGUUUCCAUGUAAGAUUUGUUCUCCAGUUAAGAUUUGUUCUCAUUUUUCUUGUCGAUAUUUUACUUACUCAUUGUAGUUCAAGAUUAAAUUUACGGGAGAUAAUUUUAGCUGUGAGUUUUUAUUAA